Molecule: messenger RNA, 1281 nt
Organism: Aspergillus uvarum CBS 121591
Lineage: Eukaryota; Fungi; Ascomycota; Eurotiomycetes; Eurotiales; Aspergillaceae
Exons: 5
Molecular function (GO): RNA binding
Source: RefSeq, a predicted model, not a curated record
UUGCCUGAUGAGAUGCCGAUCGGCAGUCUUACUCUCCUGCAACAGCCACCAGCCGCAGGCGUUAUGAAGAUAUCCAAUAUUCCCUAUUCUAUCACCAAGCAGGAGAUACUACAAUUCGUAGGACGCCAGUCUCGCCUGAGCUCGGGUCAAGCCGUCCACAUUAUAAUGGAGCGCUCAACUGCGAAGACAAUGGAUUGUUACGUGGAAUUUGCGACACCAGGAGAUGCUAAAGAGACCGUCAAGAGAAUCGACAGUAUCCAGGAAACUGGCCGUCCGCCUCGCUUGGGGAACAGACACGUUGACGUCGAACUUAGUUCUCAGGAUGCGCUGCUGCGCGAUCUCUUCCCUCGUGCAAAGUGUGUCCACUGGCAGGUAGGUAUGCCCACUGUUCUCCGUAACAAUGAUCCCUAUUCAACGGGCUUUGCUGGCUUCUUCACCAGCGAGGAGAUUAUCGGUGCUAUUCGCCAUGCAGAGAUGCCUCACAGAUCUCCUUUCAGUACCAAAUGUCCUCAGCGUACAUAUGAGUCCACUAUCAGUACCCUCUACAAGUUCCCCUGGUAUGCCGUUGAUCUUUACACGGUCCAUGAUCGUAACUUGCUCUUUGACUUGGUCAAUCGCCAGGUUUUGGCUCUUCUUACUCGUAUGAGCAGAGCGAAUACAGUGGGCCUGGAUCAGCGCCUCUUGAAUGACCUUCUUCGUGCAGGACUCGAAUGUCCAGGCUUCAACGAACGCCAGAGAUAUACCUUGUGUGUCAACGCAGAAAACUUCGCUGAAUUGAAUAAGCUAUCUGACAUCAGUCAAUGGUUUCCCUUUGACACCUUGGCUACUAUGCCUAACCUCGAUGAGCACACUUACAAGCUCCCCAACAACUUCCCUUCGGAUAAUGUCAGCCUCAUCUCGCCAUUUGGUCCGAUCUGGUUUGAAUGGCCCGAGGAAGUCGCUAAGCGCACGAUCUGGCAGGAUGCGAUCAGUCAGGAGACCAACAUCUUGUUCGAUCUUCUAUCUAGCGGAUCUAGAAACCCCCAUGGAAGAAAGCUGUCUUCUGGAAGUCACAGCACUCUGAGCAGCGGCAUGUCACCAGACACAGACAGUCUGUCCCAGUACGAUGUGUUUUCGCCUCCUCUACGCCGGGCAAGUGACUCAUGGCACAUGCGCGCUUACUCUUACAGCGGCAUUGAGGACAACCCUUGGAAUUCCAGGCUGCUUCUUCAUUCGGGUAAUAGAGGCCGUGGUGGCUUCCCCGGACAUCGCUUCACCAGAUCUUCUCCAGUCAAUGUCCCG